Molecule: messenger RNA, 3631 nt
Organism: Scophthalmus maximus (turbot)
Lineage: Eukaryota; Metazoa; Chordata; Actinopteri; Pleuronectiformes; Scophthalmidae
Product: solute carrier family 2, facilitated glucose transporter member 1-like
Exons: 9
Coding region: 1121-2377 (418 amino acids)
Biological process (GO): monosaccharide transmembrane transport; response to insulin
Cellular component (GO): basolateral plasma membrane; apical plasma membrane
Molecular function (GO): hexose transmembrane transporter activity
Source: RefSeq, a predicted model, not a curated record
AACAAAACACAGUCAAGAGCAGCACUCCUUCACCUAAUGAAGGAUAACAAAGGGAUUCUGAAGGUGUGAGUGGUCUGAUCUAAAACCUGGGCCAGUCCUCAGACAAGUUUCAUGUGCCUCGUUUCACAGUUUCAUCAAUUCGAGAGACACAGUGGCGUGCUGGUCAAGUGAAAUCACAGCCGCCCCGACUGACAAGCUGUGGGGAGAUUUGUAGCGUCCUCCACAAAUUGCUCCUUGGUGAUUGGUGGACUGUUUCAGGUGCCGCUCCAAUCCGGAUCCUCCAGGACGCCGGCCAGAAGUGGGAGGGGCACCCUGCUUAACAGGCCAAAAAGGUUAUGCAUACAAAAUGGGGGCAGAGGUCGGCGCCGGCCGUAACAAAAUCAAACAAAUCCCAGCACAUUUGCACCUUCAUGUUGCCAUGUUCCUCUGCACAUUACUGGUAACAAAUUGCACAUACUUGCACUAUUGUAUGUACAUUCUAUAUAUUUAUAUACCUUUUUUUGCAUUGGUAUUACUUAUAUUUUAUAUUCUGUAGGGGGGGGUCGUGAUACCUGCUGAUGAAUUUCCCAGUUUGGGAUCAGCGCCCAGCUCCAGAUGAACACAACUUGACUGCUGCAGUCACCUGCUUAGCAAGGGCCACAACGCUCUGCCACUCCAACAGCUGGUAUAAAUUAAUGAUUAAUCAAAUCAAAAUAACUGGAUUGUUGUGAAGGAACGAUUUGAUAAGUCAUUAUUUUAUUGUUGGGAUUAUGGAUUUUGGCUUUGUUCUGGUUCACUGGUUGCUGCUCAGAUGGCUUGUGUGUGUUCCCCUCUGCUCUCUUCCCUGACAGUGUGUGCUGCUGGCUGGGUAUGCCCUCCGUUUCCUGAUGCUUUCUGCUAGUCAUUCCACAAACCGAUUUCUCAUCACUACAAUCCUCUACUCACCUGCCUCAGUACUUAAGUGCCAGUGGGACCAUCACUUCCCCACCAGAACGUUGCCAUACCAAGUGGCAUUGUUGCUUGAUUGGUUAUUGAGAGCUUCUACAAUGAGACAUGGAACAGCAGGUUUUCAGAGCCCAUCCCUCAGACAACGCUAACAUCUCUUUGGUCGCUCUCUGUGGCCAUCUUCUCGGUGGGGGGAAUGUUUGGCUCCUUCUCUGUUGGCCUCUUUGUUAACCGAUUUGGCAGGAGGAACUCCAUGCUUAUGGCCAAUGUACUCAUCUUUAUUGCUGCUGCGUUUAUGGGAUUCUCCAAGCUGGCUGUUUCCUUUGAGAUGCUCAUAAUUGGCCGUUUCAUAGUGGGUCUCUACUCUGGUCUUUCGACUGGCUUUGUGCCCAUUUAUGUUGAAGAAAUCUCACCCACAUCUCUCCGUGGAGCACUGGGCACUCUGCAUCAGCUUGGUGUAGUGAUUGGAAUUCUCAUGGCACAGAUCUUUGGAAUUGAAUCUUUCAUGGGGAAUGCCUCCCUGUGGCCCCUUCUGUUGGGUUUUAUUCUGCUGCCAGCAGUGCUGCAGUGUGUCCUGCUGCCCUUCUGUCCUGAGAGCCCCCGAUACCUCCUCAUCAACUGCAAUGAGGAGAGCAAAGCCCACAGCAUCCUGAUGAAGCUGCGAGGCACUGACGAGGUGAGUGAGGACAUGCAGGAGAUGAAGGAGGAGAGCCAGCAGAUGAAGAGGGAGAAGAAGGUGACCAUCCCAGAGCUGUUCCGCUCCCCCCUCUACCGCCAGCCCAUCUUUGUUGCCAUCAUGCUGCAGCUCUCACAGCAGCUAUCAGGAAUCAAUGCUGUGUUUUACUACUCAACUGGGAUCUUUCAGCGAGCGGGUGUGUCUCAGCCAGUCUAUGCAACCAUUGGUGCAGGAGUGGUCAACACUGCCUUCACCGUGGUCUCUUUGUUUGUGGUAGAGCAAGUUGGCAGGAGACCACUUCAACUCAUUGGUUUGAUGGGAAUGGCAAUUUCAGCUAUUUUUCUAACUGUUGCCAUGGCGUUGUUGGACCAACUCAGAUGGAUGUCCUAUGUCAGCAUUGUAGCCAUAUUCAGCUUUGUAGCAUUUUUUGAAAUUGGCCCUGGCCCCAUCCCGUGGUUCAUUGUUGCCGAGCUCUUCAGCCAGGGACCCCGGCCUGCUGCCUUUGCAGUAGCUGGUUUCUCUAAUUGGUCCUGCAACUUCUUAGUGGGGAUGUGCUUCCAGUAUGUUGAGCAACUCUGUGGUCCAUACGUCUUCAUCAUCUUCACCAUCAUGUUGCUCGGCUUCUUCGUCUUCACCUACUUCAAGGUGCCAGAGACCAAGGACCGCACCUUUGAUGAGAUUGCAGCUGGCUUCCGCCAGACAGGUGGUCUGGGUGCUGACAAGUACUUCGCCGCUGAAGAGUUCAACACCCUCAGGGGAGAUGACCCUGACCUUUGAAAGCAGCCAUACUGUAUAUGCACACUCACAUGAAACAAAGUUACACCUGAGGUAACCUGUUAGAACACUAUCAAUGUCAAAUAUUCAAUAAACUAAUGUUAAGUUAGAUAUUACACAGAGGUGAAAUCUUUAGACAGACUGUAAUAUAAAGAUGGAUAACCUGACUGAGGACAUCACUGUUAGUUACUUUGGGAUUAGUCUAUAGCCAAGGAAGUCUAUUUUAACACUUUCCUUGUAGACUGGCAUCACUAGAAAAAUUUGCAAAUUGCAUAUAGUUCGGAAACCUCUGUGUUCACAUUGCAAUGUCAAAGGAGUGUUAUCAAAGGUUGCAGAUCAAAAUGCUUCUGGACGCAAUUGGAUGGACUAACCAACAAACAAAUCAGAGCAAUUCAACCUGUGACAGAGUGUGUAAAUAACUACUGUAAGUGUAGUUAUUUGUGCUUCUUUGUGAGAAAAUACAAUACUACCUGCACCAGUGCUCGUCCAACAGGCAUCAUAUCAAACCUGACCCAUUUUAGAUACAUGGUUUUGAUUGGCCUGCUGUGUCUCAGGGCAGAUGGAAAUUGAUCUUUGGAAGGGGGGUGCUGAUUGGUCUAGUUGUCAGGAUAGUUAUUAAAUGGAGUCAAUGACAGGAAAGAGUAACCUCUGUCACGUGAUGCAUCAAAACAAGAACAUAUUUCAAACACUCAUUUAAGUACAGUAGUACACUUUUUUAAAAAUAAUUUCUUGUUAUUUCGUUAGAAAAAAACAAUUAUUUAAUUCUCUCAUUUGUUUUAUUCAUAUCAUUAUACUUUCAUUUCUUUUAAUUUUCAAUUUCCAUAUUUUUCACUGGUCAGAGCGUCAUGCCUGAAGAGUUGGGGAGUCAUAUAUUGUAGUUUAUGUAUAAUCAAUUAACCUACAGAUGUCAACAUCCCACUUACAAUAUUCAGUUACAUUUCUAUACAUAGUGUAUUCCUAUAUUCACAACAUCCAAUUUGAAUGAGUGUUUACUUAUCAAAGGCAUCUUUUGUGUAAUUUUUUUUUUCUGAGCUGUAUUCAAAAGAUUUGGUGUUGCAAUGAAACUGCUUCUUCACAUAGAGCUGAAGAUUCAUACAAUAAUACAUGAAAUGCAAAAGUUACUAAAUUUUCUGUCUGCGAAACUCUACAACAGACAGAGAGAAUGCAUGAAUGGUGCUAUGAUCUGUAUAUUAUGUAAGUGAUGGAUCCAGCCGAUUACCUGUACAGUUUUGUAGAAAAUAAAUGAAAUAAACCCAA